This is a messenger RNA of Penicillium olsonii, 1485 nucleotides long. Lineage: Eukaryota; Fungi; Ascomycota; Eurotiomycetes; Eurotiales; Aspergillaceae. The record is from the annotation of a GenBank genome assembly.
AUGGCACCUUGGAAGCAAGCCGUUCUAUCAGCGUUGGCAACAUCGUACCUCACGCCAUCCACAUACCGAUCUCGUCCAGAUCUCGCACCACCACAGCUCAACAUUACCGUUCCCGCCCACAAUGCCAAUAGCUCCGAGUAUGUUUUCAUUGCGCCUUAUUCUCGGAAAAGUACAAUCGAUCGUCCUGGUCCAUACAUCUACCGGAAAGAUGGAGAUCUAGUGUGGGCCGGGACGGGGUACUAUGCUGGAUUUGUCGCCAAUUUCCAUCCCACCACAUACCACGGCAAGCCUGUCCUGCAAGCUUUCCAAGGAACCAUCGAUAGUGCUCAUGGCGAGGGAUUUGGUCAGAGCGUACUUCUUGAUCAAAACUACCAGCAUGUUGUGACUUCCACCGGGGCAAAUCAUCGGAUUUCGUCGAUACACGAGUUUCAUGUGAUUGAUGGCAAGACGGCAUUGAUCGAAGUCUUUGAUAUCAUACGGACGAAUUUGUCCUCCUACGGAGGCAACUCAUCCCAACAGUGGCUGGGGAAUGGGGUCUUUCAAGAAAUCGAUCUCACCUCUGGUGACCUUGUCUUUGAAUGGAAUGCUUUUGAUCAUAUCGACCCCUCUGAGAGCCAAACAAGCUUGGGCUGGAAGAGCUCCAACAGUGGAUUGACUUUUACCCAGGCAUGGGAUUACUUCCACAUCAACAGUGUGGACAAAGACCACAACGGCGACUACCUACUCUCCUCCCGACACACCAGCACGAUAUUCAAAAUCAACGGCACGGACGGGUCAAUCAUCUGGCGACUCGGUGGCAAAAAGCCAAGUUUCACACAAGUCGGCAACUGGACAUUCGGAUUCCAGCAUCACGCACGCUGGCACCCACAACUCAGCCAGCCCGGGACCGAAGUCUUUUCAUUCUUCGAUAACUCUGGAAAUGGCGAAAUCACUCUCAACGACGUGUCUCGGGCUUUGGUUGUGCAGAUAAACCACACAGACCACACGGCAACACUUCUCCGCAAGGCGCCAGCACCAUAUGGGCUUCUGGCUGAGUCUCAGGGCAACGCGCAGCUCCUGUCUCAAGAUAGAAUCUUCGUCAACUGGGGAUCAGAGGGCGCUGUUACAGAGUUUGAUGCUGAUAAUGAGAUCCUAUAUCACGCUUUCAUUCAAUCCGCCAUCAGCUAUCGUGGAUUCCUCGGAAACUGGACGGGGACGCCGACCGAAGUCCCUGCUUUGGUUGCAUCAAAACUUUCCUCUAACCUGGUGAAGCUAUAUGUAUCUUGGAAUGGUGAUACUGAGACCAAAUUCUGGCGAUUCUUCUACGUCAACGGGGGGAAGAAGACCCGACUUGGGCAAGUGAGUCGCAACUCAUUUGAGACUGUCUUCACUUGGACGUCGAAGCUUGCACUUUCUGACUCUUCCAAAUUUAUUGCCGAGGCUAUUGAUGGGAAUGGAGAGACGAUUGCUCAGACCGGUUUGAUUGGUUCUACUGCCAAUGUUUAG